UUCAGUAUGGCUAGUAUCGCUGCUCUUACUCACAUGUCAGCAUUCGCACAGGGCUUCAGCAACAAUGAAUGCCAAGCAGCUGCCAGGGCGCUGCUUAGGCAUGAUGUGCAUGUCGACGGUAGUCAUUACCAGACAAGGACACACAGGGGCCUUCACCCUUCAUAUGUUGCAUUCAAUCCUCUUGUGGAACAGACCGACAAGAAGACCCUCACACAAGACGACCUGGUAGAAGCAGGGCUGCAGGAUGUAUUUGAUGUGAUCAGCGUACAAGACCGCCUUGAUGGUGGCAUUUCACUCAUUAUCCGUUGCGCUGGUAUGGCAGCAGGUCCAAAACUCUCACCCGAGCAAGUCCCGUUGGACGUUUAUAUUACUCCCCGAGAGUUACAAGCAACGCCUGAGUGCAUUGGCGGAGAUGUUGCU
Molecule: messenger RNA, 420 nt
Organism: Suillus fuscotomentosus
Lineage: Eukaryota; Fungi; Basidiomycota; Agaricomycetes; Boletales; Suillaceae
Exons: 2
Source: RefSeq, a predicted model, not a curated record